Messenger RNA from Pistacia vera, 544 nucleotides. RefSeq lists its product as uncharacterized. The transcript is spliced from 3 exons. The record is from RefSeq and is a predicted model, not a curated record. Lineage: Eukaryota; Viridiplantae; Streptophyta; Magnoliopsida; Sapindales; Anacardiaceae. Bases 176 to 544 code for a protein of 122 amino acids.
UCCUGUUGCUAGUUCUGAUGGAGAGAUACUGUUUCUUAACUUGUUAGCCCAGGAAAAUGUUAGCAAAUAUGAGGAAACUAAAUCGAAACCUCGGCCAGCCAACCAUGACAAGUUUGAGUCUGGUAAACAAAGUUGCAGUUGGAACAAUUACAUUUUAUCGGAAAACAAAACGGCAAUGGAUGCUUUAAAUUCCAAGGACAAGAUUCUUGAAUGUAGUGAAGCAGAAGAUGGAACUUUGGAACUAAAGGAAUCUCCAGAAACAGCUAACUCUCUUGAGCACGCUGAGGAGACAUCAUCAUCUGUGAAGAUCCCUGACAAAGUUGAAGACAGUAUAAAUCAUGAAUACAAAAACAGUAUGGAAAUUCAUCUUCCUUGUCAAAAUGAGAAUAAAGAUCUAGAUGGUUCAGGACCUGAAGAAAGCAAGAGGCAAGGAAUUUGUGCAAAUUCAUCCAGCUCGGUGGUGAUGCUGGAAAGCUAUGUUCUCCAGCUUCUUUGUAUGCAGGAGGUAGAGAAGGAUGUAUCUGGGCAGGACAGUCUGAAGUAG